Messenger RNA from Cryptomeria japonica (Japanese cedar), 1075 nucleotides. Its product is annotated as probable disease resistance protein At4g33300. NCBI's taxonomy places the organism in Eukaryota, Viridiplantae, Streptophyta, Pinopsida, Cupressales, Cupressaceae. Gene Ontology annotation, biological process: defense response to fungus. The coding region runs from base 52 to 1020 and encodes 322 amino acids. The record is from RefSeq and is a predicted model, not a curated record. The transcript is spliced from 2 exons.
ACUCUUUGUUAUGGAAAUGCAUCAGAGUUGAACUUUUCUCAGCAUGAUGUAAUGCGAGAUUUAUCCUUGUAUUUGGGAUGCCAAGAUAAAUUAGAGCAUAGGAAGAGGUUACUUAUGCCUAGGAGGGAGCAUGUUAUUCCAGAGAAAUGGAGAUUAUAUAGUAACAUAGCAUUUAAUGCUCAAAUGGUUUCAAUUCACACAGGACCUAUGGAGGAAUCUCAAUGGCAUGAAAUGACAUUUCCCAAUGCAGAGGUUUUGGUAUUACUAUUCAAUGCAAGUGAAUACUUCCUUCCCCCAUUUCUAAAAACCAUGAAAAAUUUAAAAAUUAUCAUGGUUUUUAAUUAUGGUUCAAAAAGGGCCAUAUUGAAAGGUCUUGAUGUCUUAUCUUCACUCACUCAACUCAAGGUUGUCCAUUUGGAGAGGUUGAUUUCAAUCCCUAAUGAAAAAAAUAAAAAUAUAAUAGAUAACUUAGAGAAUCUAUCAUUAAGUUUAUGUGAUGGGAUAGGAAAUACACCCAACUUUAGCAAUACCCAAAUGAGAUCAUUUAACUUGGAUCAUUGCAGUGAUUUAGAGGAGCUACCCUCUUGCAUAUUUCAAAUGCCAAAUGCUCAACUAUGGUCCAUCACUAAUUGCCAUCUUGUAAAAAAUAUAUCACAUGGCAUUGGUAAUCUAUUCAAUCUAAGAGUGUUAAGGCUAUCAGCAUUGCCAGGGUUGAAAGAGCUUCCUACAUCAAUUGGAAAUCUUGGAUUGCUGGAAUAUAUGGACAUUUCAUCAUGUGAGCAUCUAAGAGAACUUCCAAAGGAGAUAGGAAAGCUUAAAAAUUUGAUUGAACUUGAUAUGAGAGAGUGUUCAUGUUUGAAGAGGCUUCCAAAAACUGUUUGUCAACUAAGCUCCUUGAAACAUGUCAUGUGUGAUGAGAAGAUUGGGAAGCAGUGGCUACAAGCUAAGAGGAUAUCUAUCUCCACACUUGAAGUAGAAAUUAUAGAAGUACAGUUUAGUUUGGAUUGGCUUGAUGAUUGACUUCAUUCCAAGCCCAUAAAACAAACAUACAUUUAAAUAAACUUUCAAUAGGUAU